Messenger RNA from Blastomyces dermatitidis ER-3, 1367 nucleotides. RefSeq names its product serine/threonine protein kinase. Gene Ontology annotation, molecular function: protein kinase activity; ATP binding. The record is from RefSeq and is a predicted model, not a curated record. The transcript is spliced from 3 exons. NCBI's taxonomy places the organism in Eukaryota, Fungi, Ascomycota, Eurotiomycetes, Onygenales, Ajellomycetaceae. The coding region runs from base 42 to 1367 and encodes 441 amino acids. Gene Ontology annotation, biological process: protein phosphorylation.
UCGAAGCCGGCACGACUCGAACAAUAACAGAGGUUCUCACCAUGGUUGUUUGCAUCUCUCCCUGGUUGGUAUCACGACCGUUCGUAUUCUAUGGUCGGAUACCAUAUCAUUUCCAUGCUACUCGUCGCACUUCUAUCUCAGAUCGCUACUAUGCGCCUGCGAUGAUGAUGAGGAGCUCGUUUCUCGUUCGAAACUGCUCGACUGCAUCCCAGAAUCCUCACCGACUUCUCCUCCAUGAUAUGAAACUGGAAGAAGAGCUCCCAGGUUACAAUCCCAUUCUAUCCAGUCAGGCUGGGAGAUGUAUUCGAGUCCAGAUAUCAAGUCAUUGCGAAGCUCGGGUUUGGAGUGGGUUCGAGUGUAUGGCUCUGCCGAGACUUAGAGUGAGAAAUGAAGCGAUCACAACAUCCAGGCAGCCCUUUGAGUUCAAGUACCUGAUGCGUUUUAGGUCCGGUGACUACCUAACUCUGAAAGUCUGCACCUGCAGAAAGGUGGCUGGUGUAACUGCCCAGUCUACCAACGAAGCGGCUGUGACGAGACAUAUUCGAGCCAGCGAUUAUGAACAUCCUGGUGACAGAUACCUCCGCCUGAUACUCAGAGAGUUCACCAUCCACGGGCCUGGGGGUGAACACAGAUGCCUACUGUAUACACCUCAGGGAAUGACUUUUAAGGAGUUCCGCAAUUUACUGCCAAACCGGUUGCUGAAUAAGGCACUCCUUCAGCAGACAUAUCAGUUAAUCUUGAUUGGGCUCGAUCUUCUACACCAACUAGGUGUGGUACAUACAGAUAUAUCGCCUAAUAAUAUCCUCCUGGGUGCCCAGAGCUCCUCUAUUUUUUCUAAAAUCGAGCAGUCUGAGUUAGAACAUCCUAGCGCCCGCAAAGUCUUCAGGGACCGGGUCAUCUAUCAAUCCCAAUAUAUGCUCAUAACCGAUGGCACACCAGUGCUUUGUGACUUUGGAGCUGCCUGGAUUGGCGAAGGGAAACAUCGAGGCGAUGUCAUGCCUGACUUCUAUCGUGCACCAGAGGUGAUUCUUGGGAUGGAAUGGGACUGCAAGAUUGACAUCUGGUCAAUUGGAGUCAUGAACAUGCUCGAGAUCUUUGCAUACCAAAGCGCUAGGAGCGCGUAUCUACUCACGAUAUGGCAGAUAUGGGAUUUAUUUGAAGGCGGUCGCCUUUUUUACGCCCUCAGAAACCGCAUUCUGGAUGAUGAGCAACAUCUUGCUGAAAUGGUUGCUCUCAUGGGACCUCCACCCCAGAGCUUCCUUCAAAGGAGUGAGAAAUGCCGUAAUUACUGGGAUGUAGAAGGAGAGUAUCUUGCCAUAUCACCUGCUCAUCCCCCGGAAGAGAUUAUAAAGCUGAAAUUAUUCUAG